AUGGCUGGGAGUUCACAAGAGUCCAAGAAACUCAAGAGGAUCCAUGCAGUUGACAGACUGAGUGGUCUUCCUGACAGCAUUCUCCAUCACAUCCUCUCGUUCCUCGAUACGAAAUCUGUGGUUCGAACGAGCCUUCUGGCGAGGAGGUGGAGAUGUUUGUGGAAACAUGUUCCCGCCCUCAAUUUUAUACAGACGUCCUUUCCUAACUUGUCCAGUUUCACAAAGCAUAUAAACAAGGUCUUGUCUCUCCGCUUUCAAACGAUCCCUGUUGGCAGCAUCACCUUCGACAUCUGUGGAGAUAAGUGGGGAGGUGCUAUGAAAACAUUUGAAAAGAUCAUGAAAUAUGCUGACUCUCAUGGUGGUGGUCUUUACCACUUGUCCUUUGUCGAUGACAAGUUCCAAUUUGAAAUCGGAGGGAUCUCUGAUGUCAUUGCCGCUUCUCAUUGUAAUGAAUCUGUCAAGACACUCAUGUUUAGGAAAUGCACUCUCAAGAGAGAAUUUGGUUGGCGCUUCAACUUGCUUACAACUCUUGAGUUGUGUCAAUGCCGCCUGGACCCUUAUCCUGUUGGGGAGCUCUUUGAUCCGUUUGCGAAUCUGCCUUGUCUGAUGUACCUGAAGCUACUCCACUGCAUUUUAUAUUCUAGUGGCUCUAGGGUUAUGAUAUCAGGACUUCAGCUGCUUGACCUUAAAAUCGAGUGUCUCAACUUCAACGGCGUCUAUGAAGUGACGGCCCCAAAGCUCAAGUCCUUAUGUUUAUGGAGUUAUGACUUUGAGCGACGUCUCCCCAUUUUGAAUCUCCCCGCUCUUGAUCAUGCAAACAUCCGUCUUGGUUGGUUUGUACCAUACCGUAAUGCAGGAUCGAAAGAGGACAGUGCAGGAUCGAAAGAGUACAAUCGUGCUUUUAUGAAGUUUUUGCAAGACCUGCAGAAUGCAGAAUGUCUCCAGCUACGUUUCAACAAGGUAUGA
Molecule: messenger RNA, 966 nt
Organism: Linum tenue
Lineage: Eukaryota; Viridiplantae; Streptophyta; Magnoliopsida; Malpighiales; Linaceae
Source: the annotation of a GenBank genome assembly